AUGGGUAAAAGAAAAGCACCUUCAGGGGAAAACACCCCAAACAGCGACUUUUGCGAAUUUCUCACAGAAUUGGCCGAAUACGAAAAAAACGUCAGUCGUAACAUCCACAAAUACAAUGCUUAUCGAAAAGCCGCCAGUGUUUUAUCAUCGCAUCCGACCCGAAUAACAUCAGGACAAGAAGCGAAAAAACUAAACGGAAUCGGUGAAAAAAUCGCGAAAAAAAUCGACGAGUUUCUCCAAACUGGAAAACUACAAAAACUCGAUAAUAUUCACAACGACUCUAAAACCACUGCAAUUAACUUAUUGACCCAAGUGACAGGAAUAGGGCCUGCAAAGGCCCAAACCCUCGUGAGUGAAGGAAUCACAUCUUUGGAAGACUUAGAGAAACACAAAGACAAGUUAAACCACCACCAGCUCAUCGGUUUAAAGUACUACCACGACUUCCAACAGAAAAUCCCAAGAAACGAAAUCAAACAAAUCGAGAAUCUCAUUCGGGGGCACCUCGAGCCCCAAAUACACCUAACAAUAUGCGGCAGCUAUCGCAGAGGCAAGCAACAAAGCGGCGAUAUCGAUGCGUUAAUCACCCAUCCAAAUUACACGAGCAGCCAACCUAAGAAAAAACAAAACCUACUGAAAAACGUUGUUACGGCGUUACAAAAUUGCGGCUUAAUCACCGAAAUUAUUUCAUUGGGAGACACAAAAUUCAUGGGGGCUUGCAAAUUGGACAAAAACUCGAUUACAAGGCGAUUAGAUAUACGCUUAACCCCCUUUGAUCAAUACUUUUGCGCCGUUCUGUACUUCACCGGAUCUGACAUGUUCAAUAAGCAAAUGAGGGCACACGCCCUGGACGCGGGGUUCACCCUGAACGAGUACACUUUACGGCCGGUUGGCAGCACUGGGGUGCCAGGGGAACCCCUCGAAAUUCACUCAGAGAGGGACAUUUUCGACUGCAUUGGGUUCCCCUAUAAGGAGCCGCAAGACAGAAACCAAUAA
Messenger RNA from Tribolium castaneum (red flour beetle), 993 nucleotides. Its product is annotated as DNA polymerase beta-like. Gene Ontology annotation, molecular function: DNA-directed DNA polymerase activity; DNA binding. The record is from RefSeq and is marked provisional. Gene Ontology annotation, biological process: double-strand break repair via nonhomologous end joining; base-excision repair. NCBI's taxonomy places the organism in Eukaryota, Metazoa, Arthropoda, Insecta, Coleoptera, Tenebrionidae.